CGUUAAUAGUGGUUUGUCACAUGAGAGAGUGUUUGUACUGUAGCAACGUUAAUGUAGCGAAGGUGCAUUUACUUUAGAACCUUGCAGCGGAAAUGUCGCAGGAAUCAACCCUAAAGCUCGUGGUCAGCUUCUUAAUAUUCCUGACAAUACGUUGCCGUGUAGGCACAGGACGCAGCAUCGGCAUUUUCCGUCGGACGACGCUGUCUGAACAGAACCUAAACCCCGGCGAGGGCGCAUUUGUAACAUCGUACCAAGCAGGCAGCGUAGCUGCCAUCCAGGGUAAAUACGACCAUGACAUCCUGCACGCGCAAUCUUCUAAUAAAGGCGGCCGGGGGUUCCGGGGGCGCAGUGAGGGGCACUCCCCAUGUCUUCUAACUCGGGGGAGCUGGUGCAAGGACUACUUCAGGCAGGAGCGAGUCCCAUGGAAGCCAGGGCCGCGGGGCAGCAAAGACUGUCCCAAGACGAAGUGGGGGCCCUGCAACGGGGUCGGGAACUGUCACUACGACAUUGGAGUCUGCCAGUGCCCGGCAGGAUGGAAGGGUGCUGCUUGUGACGAACCUGAGAAGCGACCCUGCACCAACGGCCACAAGGCCGCGGACGGACCUAUAGAUGUCAUCUUGUCAUCCAUUGGCCCCGACGGCAUGGAUUUGGAUUUAAUGGCGGAUGGCUGGAGCGCCUCCAGAUGCGGAGGCUUUUGCGACGAUGACCGAGCUUCUUGUUGGUGUCCUGCCAACACCACCUUUGGCCGCAAACCUCCGCCACCGGAUUCGCCACCUUGGGUCCGAUAUUCGCAACUCGGACGGGUCAUUAUGGAGGCCUGCAAGCCUGGCCUGGUUCGAGGCAAGGACGGGGUCUUACAGAAGAACAAUUGGGGUAAUGCGGGUAUUUCCAUCGAUGACUUGUUGGGUGAAAAGAGCUGGUGCAACGCGGAAACCAUUGACGCCGUGCCGAAACACAUACUAGGUGCUUGCGCCGGUGGCUUUCGGGGCUGCCAGUCUGACAGCCUACACGGAGUGUUCUGCGACAUUGUCAGCGAGGAUGUCUGUCUGAACCAGUGUACCGGACAUGGCGAAUGCGACGGGGGUUACUGCCGGUGCCAUCCUGGCUGGUACGGCCACGAGUGUGCCAGGAAAAAGGCGGGUGAAGAGCUCGAGCCAGGCCUGGAGGAUGCAAAACCAUGGCUGAAGCCAGUGGUGAUGCCCGUGGUCGCGGCGGCGCUUCAGCCACCGAACAGCGAGGGCGCCGCCGGGACGGGCAGUGCUGUAGGGGAGCAGCAUACUCCCGGGCGCAUGCGGCCGCUUAUCUAUAUCUACGACAUGCCACCAGAGUUUACCAGCCGCAUGCACCAGUACAAGAACGUCCAUGAGCAUUGCAGCUAUCGGCGCUUUAUUCCCAGUAACCGGACGGAGCUGUACGCGGACACCUAUUCAGUGGAGGCGUAUUUCCAUGAGGUCCUCUCUAUCAGCCCGCACAGGACGUUCGACCCGGAGGAGGCCGACUUUUUCUACGUGCCCGUCUACUACACCUGCUGGAUGUGGCCAAUUAAUGGCUGGGCUGACAUGCCAUUUUACGGAGCCCCAACCUCCUGGCACCGCUACUCAAACGCUGCAAACUUGUGGCUCAAGGCCAAGACGUGGAUCCAGUCUAACUUCCCAUUCUGGGACCGUCGAGGCGGCCGGGACCACAUCUGGAUGACCAACCAUGACGAGGGGGCGUGUUACAUGCCCACAGAAAUCUACCAAACCUCCAUCAUGCUCACCCACUGGGGCCGUAUGGACCUGAAUCACACGUCCAACACCGCCUACAGACCUGACAACUACUCUGACGGGAUCACGUGGAAGGGUGUCCUGGAUGGCAAGGACGUCAAGACACUUUACCAGGGACAUCCCUGCUAUGACCCGCGCAAGGACCUGGUCAUCCCCGCCUUCAAGACGCCCGAUCAUUUCAGCCAGUCGCCGCUGCUGGGCAGCUGGCCCCGGCAGCGGGACAUCCUGCUGUACCUGCGGGGCGAUGUGGGUAAGCACCGAGAGCCCAACUACAGCCGAGGAAUCCGCCAGAAGCUGUACAAGCUCGCGGUCGACAACGAAUGGGCGAAGAAGCACCGUAUCUUUAUUGGGGAGCAGUUCGAGAUCCAAGGGAGCUAUGGGGAGCACCUCUCGCGAUCGCUCUUCUGCGCUGUCGUCCCUGGCGAUGGCUACUCGCCGCGUUUCGAGGACGCCGUGCUUCAUGGCUGUCUGCCGCUCAUCAUCGUGGACAACACGCACGUCCUAUUUGAAAGCAUUAUAGAUGUGGAUUCCUUCUCCCUGCGCAUCUCGGAGGCGGCUCUCAACGAGUACCUGCCGCACCUCCUGACGGCCAUCUCGCCCGACCAGAUCGCACGAAUGCAGCGGCGACUGUCUCUGGUUUGGCACAGAUUCGCGUACGGUCACGGGCCUCUAGUUCAUGCAGCGAUGCGGGGAAUCGCGCAGCGUAACCUGCGGGUCCAGGACGACAUUAAGCUGCAAAUGCCGGAGGGCCACAAGGAGGUUCCGCCCGAGCACCCCUACCAGCCCGUGCACAACUUCCCAGUCUACAACGACGCAUUCGCUACCGUCCUGCAGUGGCUUCAUAGCCGCAUACCAGAUACUCGCGGGCCUGAGGCUAGCCCGGGUUCAGCCUAG
This is a messenger RNA of Volvox carteri f. nagariensis, 2660 nucleotides long. RefSeq names its product acetylglucosaminyltransferase (gene elg4). The record is from RefSeq and is a predicted model, not a curated record. Gene Ontology annotation, molecular function: glycosyltransferase activity. The transcript is spliced from 23 exons. The coding region runs from base 93 to 2660 and encodes 855 amino acids. Lineage: Eukaryota; Viridiplantae; Chlorophyta; Chlorophyceae; Chlamydomonadales; Volvocaceae.